This is a messenger RNA of Trichomonas vaginalis G3, 934 nucleotides long. Its product is annotated as organellar and viral DNA polymerase type B. The transcript has a single exon. NCBI's taxonomy places the organism in Eukaryota, Parabasalia, Trichomonadida, Trichomonadidae. The annotation marks the transcript as partial. The record is from RefSeq and is a predicted model, not a curated record.
AUGCAUGAAGAUUGGCUUAAAGGUAUUGACAAAUCUUUAAAAAAUCACAGUCAGUCUAUUGCUGACUACAAGAAAAGUAUAGAUUUUUUACAUAGUGCUAUGGACGUACAUGAUGGAAGCAUAAGGAACUUACUUAAUGCUAACAAUAACUUACCAGGAACUAUUAAAGCAUUUAUAAAGUCCUUUGUAAAACCCGGUGCUCUAACAUUUAGGUCUUUGAGAGCAAGAGCAUUGAAGUCAAGAGAUGCAGAAACUCCAACAGAAACUCCAGAAGGAACUGAAACAACAGAAACUCCAGAAGAACCACCAAAACCAACAGCUAAUGAAAUAUUGUUCGAAUAUUUUCCAAGGUACUCUGUUCUCAUUGCAUACAUUCAAGAAAUACUUAAGAAAGCAGACUUGACUUUAGGAGAUGAUGAAAGUUCUGUAUAUCUUUCGUUCCAAUUCCAAAUAGCAGAACUUUUGAGACAGAUAUGCUUAAUGUAUGACAACAUCUCUGAUUUCACAAGAUAUGACGACGACCAUGACCCCGAACACGGUGAAGAAGAAGUUUUACAAACAUCCAUUAAGACAGGAAAGGUUUUAACUCAAAGUCUCAUUAUUGACACCAAAGAUGGCGAAGUGGACGUUCUUCAAGAGCUGAAGAAAAAUACUUCUUCGGGAGGUGGUGGUAGGCAUGAACUUGAAAUAAAUGAGAUAGAAGAGAAAUUAGCCGAAAAAGCAGAUAAAGAACAUAAACACAAUAUCUCCGAUAUAAAUGAACUUCAAGCUACAUUAAAUAGUAAAGCGGACAAGAACCAUGUUCAUUAUAUAACUUCAGACGAACAGAUUAUAACGGACUACCAUGGAUAUUUAACACGAAGUGAUGAAGCGAAGACAAAAAAUGUUAAUGAAAGAAGAUAUAAAUACAUUCGUGCUAAAGGUUAUGACAUAA